UGUCUGGCAUCUGGGCAGGAACACGGGGGUGGCUUUCUUCCAGACAGAGGUGCUCGCAACAGUCAUAGUUCCUUUGCCAGACCUCCCUGAUGCAGGGCUGACUGGCAGCCAUUGCUGUUUGCUCCACCCUGGAGAGUCCCUGAGAACCCACCCUACCUAAUUUACAACCCCACACAAGCUACGCACAGUGGCUUUUGCAGAUGAAUGGCCUGUCCUUUCUCAGCCUAAAACCUGUCAAACAAGCUGCAGCUGGGUCAGGGAGCCCCAAAGCUAUCAAAAGAAGGCCCAAGCAUGAGAGGUUUCUUGCAGGAAGGGGACCUCAUCAGUGCUGAGGUGCAGGCAGUGUUCUCUGGCGGAGCUGUUUCCCUGCACAUGAGGAGCCUGAAAUACGGAAAGCUAGGUCAGGGUGUUUUGGUCCAGGUUUCCCCCACCCUGGUGAAGCGGCAGAAGACUCACUUCCAUGACUUGCCUUGUGGUGCCUCAGUGAUUCUGGGUAACAAUGGCUUCAUCUGGAUCUACCCUACACCUGAGCACAAAGAAGAGGAUGCAGGGGGCUUUGUUGCAAACCUGGAGCCUAUCUCCCUUACCGAUCGAGAGGUGAUCUCCCGGCUUCGGAACUGUAUUGUCUCGCUGGUAACUCAGAGGAUGAUGCUGUAUGAUACCAGCAUCCUGUAUUGCUAUGAGGCAUCCCUUCCACAUCAGAUUAAAGACAUCUUAAAGCCAGAAAUAAUGGAAGAAAUUGUGAUGGAAACGUGUCAGAGACUUUUAGAACAGGAGGGCUAGGCAGAAGUGUCUGAAGGACAGGACUGUGCCUGACAGAGCAGCUCUUGAAAGUGAAGAAUCUGAGUUGUAGUUCCGUGUGUGGCUCCGAAA
This is a messenger RNA of Myotis myotis, 873 nucleotides long. RefSeq names its product exosome complex component RRP4-like. Gene Ontology annotation, molecular function: RNA binding. The record is from RefSeq and is a predicted model, not a curated record. The coding region runs from base 292 to 783 and encodes 163 amino acids. Lineage: Eukaryota; Metazoa; Chordata; Mammalia; Chiroptera; Vespertilionidae. The transcript has a single exon. Gene Ontology annotation, biological process: exonucleolytic trimming to generate mature 3'-end of 5.8S rRNA from tricistronic rRNA transcript (SSU-rRNA, 5.8S rRNA, LSU-rRNA); TRAMP-dependent tRNA surveillance pathway; U4 snRNA 3'-end processing. Gene Ontology annotation, cellular component: cytoplasmic exosome (RNase complex); nuclear exosome (RNase complex).